This is a messenger RNA of Cyphomyrmex costatus, 985 nucleotides long. Its product is annotated as proline synthase co-transcribed bacterial homolog protein. The record is from RefSeq and is a predicted model, not a curated record. The transcript is spliced from 4 exons. Gene Ontology annotation, molecular function: pyridoxal phosphate binding. Gene Ontology annotation, cellular component: intracellular anatomical structure. The coding region runs from base 105 to 875 and encodes 256 amino acids. Lineage: Eukaryota; Metazoa; Arthropoda; Insecta; Hymenoptera; Formicidae.
AUAAAUUGGAAGAGAAAGAUAAAUUCACAUUAAAGAGAAAAGAACAAUUUUAUUAUCUUAAAUCAGUGAAAAGUUUAUGUUGAGUACUGAUCAAGAAAGAAUUUAUGACAAUAUUUAAAUAUAGUAUGGCAGAAGUGGCAGCAAAUUUGAAAUCUAUCUGCGAUAAGAUAUCACAUGCUGCUACGAAAAGAGCACCGGGAUAUCAAUAUUGUGAACCGCGACUGGUAGCUGUUAGCAAAUUACAACCUCCUGACUCGAUAGUAUCCGCAUAUGAGGCUGGUCAAAGACACUUUGGUGAAAAUUAUGUAAAUGAGCUAAUGGAGAAGGCCUUCAGCUCACUGAUUAUUAAAAAUUGUAAACAAAUUCGAUGGCAUUUUAUAGGAAAUUUACAAAGGAAUAAAGUCAACAAGCUUUUAUGUAUACCAAAUUUAUAUGUCAUAGAAACUGUCUAUAGUGAAAGACUUGCAAAUGCACUCAAUAAUUCGUGGCCAAAAUUCCGAAAUAGUGAUAGUAGCAGCAAGUUAAAUGUCAUGGUACAAGUUAACACAAGUCAAGAAAAGGAAAAAAGUGGUUGUGAUGUUGCGCAAGUAUCAACCAUUGUAAAACACAUCGUAGAGAAUUGUUCUAAUUUGAAUUUUAUGGGUCUUAUGACAAUAGGAAUGUAUGGGUAUGAUAUUAAGAACGGACCAAAUCCUGAUUUUAUUUGUUUAAUGAAGUGCAGAGAAAAGAUACAUGAAGAAUUGGAAAUUGAUGUAAAAGAUAUCGAAUUAUCAAUGGGAAUGUCCAAUGAUUAUGAACACGCGAUUGAACUUGGCAGUACAAAUGUAAGAGUAGGAAGUGCCAUUUUUGGUGACAGACCACAAAAGAGUAAUUGAAAAGAUAUAAUAUAUCAAUUUAGCCUAAAAAAAAAUUAUCCUCAAGAAAAAAGGAUGUAACAUGAAUAGAGCUAUAUUUGUUUAUCUUGAAAUGCUCAGAUAUGUUUGUA